Molecule: messenger RNA, 2944 nt
Organism: Apus apus (common swift)
Lineage: Eukaryota; Metazoa; Chordata; Aves; Apodiformes; Apodidae
Product: serine/threonine-protein kinase PDIK1L-like
Exons: 4
Coding region: 1-999 (332 amino acids)
Biological process (GO): positive regulation of autophagy; autophagy; protein autophosphorylation
Cellular component (GO): autophagosome; cytoplasm
Molecular function (GO): ATP binding; protein serine/threonine kinase activity
Source: RefSeq, a predicted model, not a curated record
AUGGCUACGGAAGCCAAGUACAGCAUCGUGCGAGAAGUGGGCCGAGGGAGCUAUGGGGUGGUUUAUGAGGCCAUCGUGAACCAAACCAGAAGCAAAGUGGCUGUGAAAAGGAUGCACUGCAACGUGCCCGAGAACGUAGAACUGGCUCUGCAAGAAUUCUGGGCCUUGCAGAGCAUCCAGAGGCAACACGAAAACGUGAUCCAGCUGGAGGAGUGUAUUCUGCAGUACGGCCAAGUCUUUCAGCCAAUUAGCCAUCGUUACAGGAAGUCGGACAGUCAUUUGCUGCUAAUUGAGACCUGCCUGAAGGGGCGGAGGUGCAUGGAUCCCAAAGCUGCCUGCUUCCUCUGGUUUGUGAUGGAGUUUUGUGAUGGGGGCAACAUGAACGAGUACCUGCUGUCCCGCAGCCCGGAUGCUCAGCUGAACAACAGCUUCAUGCGGCAGCUCAGCAACGCCGUGGCUUUCCUGCACAGGAACCAGAUAGUGCACAGAGACCUCAAAUCCGACAAUAUUUUGAUUUCUCACGGGCAGGGAAGUCCCAUAGUGAAGGUAGCAGAUUUUGGCCUCAGCAAGGUGUGUCAGGGGAAAGGGAGUGUGAACCAGCAUCGCUUCUCCUCUGCCUGUGGAUCGAAUUUCUACAUGGCUCCAGAAGUGUGGGAAGGUCACUACACUGCCAAGGCUGACAUAUUUGCCCUUGGGAUCAUUUUCUGGGCUAUGGUUGAGAGGAUCACCUUCCGAGACGGGGACACUGAGAAGGAAUUGCUUGGAAUUUACGUCUGCCAAGGCAAGGAGCUUAUUCCCCUCGGAGAAGCAUUGCUGGAGAAUCCCAACAUGAAAUUACAGAUUCCCCUGAAGAACAAGAAGUCCAUGCCAGAGGAUCUCUGCAAGCUCCUGCAUGAUAUGCUGGCUUUUAACCCAAAGGAAAGGUUGGAUGCCUUCCAACUGGAAGUCCGAAUCAGGCAAAUCUCCUACGGCAAAAAGCGCCAACGCUGCGACUCCUAGAAUUGAAGGACCUUCAGAUUUCUUUUGCAGGUGUUGUGUCCUGCUGUCAUCUGGAGGCCUUGGAGAUGCUGAACAUUCCUUUGGGAGGAGUGGGGCAAUCAGAAGACUGUUGCUGGCUUCCUGUUUUCGCCAAACGGUUUUAUUUAAAUGGACAAUAACUUUAUUUAUUUGUACAGUAACUUUAAGAGGAGACCUACCAAAAAAAUAUUUAUUUUUAUGCAAAUGGUCAGUGUUUUUAUAUUUGUGUUCUUUGACGCAGUGAGGAGCGUAGGUGAAAAGCUGGCUGAGGUGACUUUUGACUGUCUGGCCACAAACGGCGCAGUCAUCGAGGACUCUUUGGACUCGUUCCCUUUAAGCCCCCCUUUUGUUGCCAUCCUGUGACUGCCCUUUCAAAGGACAGCAAAGAAACAGGCAGAAACCUGCCUGCAGACCAACUUCAUUGCCCCAUCGUGUGUUGACCACCUUUCCAGCUCUGCCUUCUCACUCAUAACACCAUGUGGCUUGUCCUUGGUGCAGCAGUUGUCUUUGUGAGGUUUAACUGGAGCUUUUUUUUGUGUGUGGUUCUUCUCUCCAUGGUCCUUGGGCCACGUAACUGGGUGAUGUCUGCUGAAUGAGCUGGCAGAGCGUUCAGUGUCUAUUCUGAAAAGUUUUGAGCAGAAACAAAAAUGUAUUUCCUUCACAGUAGCUUCUGAAUAUUCUUGCUUAGAUUAACUAAAAUGCUUUCUUAAAAUAAAUACAAAGAAUGUUAAAGAUGCCAACUCUUGAUUAGAACGUAUGCGUCACUAACACUUAAAGUAGUUUAAGGAAUCAUGCUUCCUGCUGUGUUAGCUGCUUGUGCCAGCUGUUCUUUCAAGGGAAAUGAAAAGGACUGAACUGGAAUCUUGGCAGGUAAACAGGGAGUCGAAUUUGCACCCAGUUUGAAAAACAGUUUAAUGUCUCCGUAAACUUGCUGCUCCUCUUUGCUUUUUCUGAAGUACCUGGGAGUUCCUGGAAAAGGUUCAUCCUGUGCUGGAGGUGACGUAGUGUCCUUCAGAGACAGCUGCCUUUUGUUGGAAAGGAAUGAGCUGCCAGAAGAAAGGCAACACGGUGAGCCCCUCUGUGCCACACAGAAGACAGAAGCACAUCUGCUUCUGUUAGAAACAAUUAUCUAUUUCUUCCCCCUGUUCUGCUCUACUAAGACUGUGGCUGCAAUUCCGAAGACUCUGUUUUAAGCAGUGCUUAAAUUCAUGGAGACGGUCUGUCUUCCUGCCAUGUCUUUAUGCAGAGGCUCCACUGGCCUUCCAUGAGGAAGAAUAACAAUUUCUCACCUGCUCCUUUAGACUGUAAGAUACUUUUUUGGCUUGCACAAACAAGUAUGAAUUGACCCCUGUCCCUAGAGCAGGCAACGAUUGGACUAACAGGAGUGGUCCCUGAAAUGAGCUGUUGCAGGGACAUGUGGAAAUUGAAUUGUUAAACUUCAAUUUUGAAUUUAGAGAAUCUCUGAUUUGAUAGUGCCAGUGCAUUACUGUGGGCAGCAAGGAUAGACACUGUUUGCUUUGAAGCUCAUUCAGCUCCUGACACCUCAGUGCUGACAGACCAUGUGGUGACUGGAAACGAGCUGGAAAAGGGGGUCUGGAUCUUUUGUUCCUUUACCCACCACAACUCUCUUGCUGCUUUAUGCCACCUCAGAGCAUGCUGCUGCUCUUCCAGUGCUGUUUCCAGUUGAGACCAGGUCCAUUUUUCUAGAAUACAGAUGAGUUUUGGCAUACCCUUACAACACCUGAGAAAAUUGUGGGGCAGAAGAAUGGCUGUUUAUUAAUUUUCUUCUUAAUUUUGCCAUGCUAGGUGAGUCACCUCCCAGCUUUUAGAUACUUUUAUUAUUUAGUUUCUGCUUAGGCUUUAAUUGCUUGAAAUUCUGUACUUUAUAAAUUAAUAAAACACUGUUUUUUUACUAAUGCAUACAAAA